Molecule: messenger RNA, 4648 nt
Organism: Anas platyrhynchos (mallard)
Lineage: Eukaryota; Metazoa; Chordata; Aves; Anseriformes; Anatidae
Gene: PPME1
Product: protein phosphatase methylesterase 1
Biological process (GO): protein demethylation
Molecular function (GO): protein methylesterase activity
Source: RefSeq, a predicted model, not a curated record
GGGGCCGGGCCGUGCUGGCGGCCAUGUCGGCCCUGGAGAAGCAGCUGCACCUCGGCCGCCUCCCGCCGCGGCCCCCGCUGCCCGGCGGCGGCCAGGCCGGCUCCAAAAUGCGCAUGGGCCCUGGAAGAAAGCGUGAUUUCUCCCCGGUGCUUUGGAGCCAGUACUUUGAGUCUAUGGAGGACGUUGUGGUAGAAAACGAAACCGGCAAGGAUACUUUUCGAAUUUACAAAAGUGGCUCGGAGGGACCUGUCUUACUGCUCCUACACGGUGGAGGCCAUUCUGCUCUUUCCUGGGCUGUGUUUACUUCUGCAAUCAUUAGCAGGAUUCAGUGUAGGAUUGUGGCUUUAGAUCUCCGGGGCCAUGGAGAAACAAAAGUUAGGAAUCCUGAAGACCUGUCUGCAGAGACGAUGUCCAAAGAUGUUGGAAACGUGGUUGAAGCCCUGUACGGGGACCUCCCUCCCCCCAUCAUGCUCAUUGGGCACAGCAUGGGGGGUGCCAUUGCGGUGCACACGGCGGUCGCCAACUUGGUGCCGAGCUUACUGGGGCUGUGCAUGAUAGACGUUGUGGAAGGUACGGCCAUGGAUGCAUUGAACAGCAUGCAGAACUUCUUACGGAGUCGUCCCAAAACGUUCAAGUCGCUUGAGAAUGCAAUCGAGUGGAGUGUUAAAAGUGGACAAAUAAGAAAUCUUGAAUCUGCUCGAGUUUCUAUGGUCGGUCAAGUCAAACAGUGCGAGGGAGCUGCUAGUCCUGAAUGUCCUAAAGCCAUAGUGGAGGGCAUUAUUGAAGAGGAGGAGGAGGAGGAAGAGGAUGAUGAAGGGGGUGGCUCUGUCAACAAAAGGAAGAAGGAAGAUGACACAGAGACAAAGAAGGAGCACUUAUACACGUGGCGAAUUGAACUGGCGAAAACAGAAAAGUACUGGGAUGGCUGGUUCAGGGGGUUAUCUAACCUCUUCCUAAGCUGUCCAACUCCAAAGCUUUUGCUUUUAGCUGGUGUUGACAGGCUGGAUAAAGAUCUAACAAUUGGACAGAUGCAAGGGAAGUUCCAGAUGCAAGUCCUGCCACAGUGCGGCCACGCAGUCCAUGAAGAUGCUCCAGACAAGGUUGCUGAAGCUGUUGCGACGUUCCUGAUCCGUCACAGGUUUACAGAGCCCAUCGGUGGAUUCCAGUGCGUGUUUCCUGCUUGUUAAUACCCUGGUGUUCUCCAGCACUGAGUCAUGUUGUAAAUAAACUGCACCAGAGGCCACUGUGAUGUAUUCCAUAUCUCUUCAUCUCUCCGGUUCAGCAGCAGUGAGAAGUUGGUGUGAGAUUCGUCCCUUAGAACUAGUUCUCCAGAAUGUGUAAGCGCUUCGGGACUUCCUUGCUGGGAAGCAGCUCGUCUUGAAGACCGUGAAAAGCUCUUCAGACCCUCGGAAGUGGGCUCCUCUCUGCUGCCGCAAGGAAAAACCUCCUGAAAUCCCAAGUAGUCAAUCGCGCCCAGCUCCAUCCGUUCUCAGGCUUUCUUGGCCCCAACUGCAAAGGGGCUGUGUGGCCCAGAUCCACCGAGGCCAUUGCAGCAUUAUCCAAAGGCUUCGGGAUUUCUCCAUGGAAUCGUCUAAAUUUCUUUGAAGUGCCCCUUAGGUUUGUUUUUUUUUUUACACAUAAAAUGUUUCUCUCUAAAGCAGAGGAGGAAUUGGCUUCGUCGGGAGCUCGAGUCUCCUCUCACCGGUGUCAGCCUUAAGGGUUAAGCUGUGGCAGGAGCCUGAUGCUACUUUCCUGUGCCAAUUUAGCCAGGACUGGGAAACAAAAAGGUGAGGGGGGACCCUGAGCUCCAUUUCGGAGCCUCGCAGCUUUAACAUUCAUUUUCGAGUUCUCACUGAGGAAAAAGAGCCUGAAUAACAGGCACUUUGCCUAUUUGGCUGCUCUCUGCCUCUGGAAUGUGUUUAUGCUUCCCUUUGUGUAGCUGCCACACAUGACUGAGCAGAGAUCGGCAUCUUUGGGAUGAAAAAGAUGCAAGAAGUGCAGUAGAUAAAUCCUGGAAGAGCUUGGAGUCAAUCCUGCUGACGUGGAUGCCGCCGAGGUGCAGGCAGCUGAUGGCUGUGAUGUGUUCCCCCAGUACUGGAGGAAAGAUCUCGUGUUCCCUGUCCCUUCCUCGAUCGUUCCACUGCCUGCUUCCCAUGUUCCCCUGUAAAUCAGUAGUUGUACCAAGAACUUUUCUCUUCAGGGCUCAUUAUCCACAGACAAUUUCGUCCGAUUUGCUUUCACCUCCCUUUAAGAAUCCCUCCUGAGCCGAAGAGCAGGCGCGUGCUGGAGCUGUGACCUCGCUGCGUUGCUGGUGGUUGUCUGAAAUCUUCUUUGGUUUGCUUCGUGUCCGUCGCCCACCCGUGCUGUAUGAUGGAAGCAGCAUUUUGAAGGCUGUUUUGCUGAGGCGUGCUGCGGGUAGCGAGCCACGACGAGUUCCUGCUGCAGGUGGGGCACGGAGAAGGGGGUGAGCAUCACGCCGUGUCCCUUCCCCAGCACACCAGGGCAAGAAAAGCAGAAUUAGAGGCAAGAACACCCGAUUCCAGCGCGCUCUGCUCUCUCCCAGGCCACUGGCACUGUUAGAAGAGUAAUUGCUGGCUCCUGGCCUUCCUCUCUGUAAGUUUUUGUGUUAAUUAUCGCAGAAAUUCACUGCGACCGUGGGGUUACAGCCAGCCCCGGGCUAGCUGGUGCUGGAUUAAAUGGAGCUUCGCCAGCCGAGAUGUUAAAUAUCACUUUUCCAGAUGCGACCUGAAGAUUAGCAAAAUUCCCAGUCCUUUCCUCGUUGCUCUGGUGCUCAAAAUAAUUGGAGACUAAAAUACAACGGCGUGUGCGCAGAGAAAACCAAGCGUCUUGUCAGACUUGUGAGCAAUGUGGGUGAAGUCGCAUUCCUCCCUGCUUCGUGUCCUGGAGGAGCUGGCUUGGAGCACUUCGCUGAGGCAGCUCCUCACGUCUGCUGCCCUUGUUUUGAUGGUUUGAGAGAAAUUUUGGGAAAAAAACACCUCCAUUUGAGCAGAAAAAGAUGCGUUUGCUGCAGAAAUACCCCUUGGAAGUGGCACGACUGUCUGUGAGUGCCGUGGGCUCCUCAUACAUUAACACCAAAUUUAAUUCUGAGAAGUGGAUGAGAAAUGAAUACUUCAACAGGCUUUUAACGUGGCAACGCUCCACACCAAGCUCUUGGUCCUGACUGUCACAGAAUUUGGGGACUGGCAUCGUGUCCGUCUGGGGAUGGGAACGGUGCUGGCCUCGGAGCAGGUAACCCCAGGAUGGCAGCAGUGGGAGGGCUGGGAAUCCCUUCCUGCUGUGCUGGGCUGAACAUUUUUGAGAGUUUGCUUCUGUCUGAAAGAUUUCUUGCAGCUUCUUCUCUUUUUUUUUCCUGGGAGGAAGGAGCGACAGGCAGUGAUAAAUGGUGUCUGGGUGAGGACCACGCAGCAAACAGCAGAAGGAGCUGCGGAGAGAAGUGUCCCGGACUCAUUAAAAGUGGGGAAAUCUGGAAAAAAAACCCUCGGUUGCCAGCUCGUUGCACUUUCUCACAGCCCUCAGCGUUUUUUCUCUUGGUGUUAGACCUAAACAACAGGAGGCUGAACAGAAAGGACGCGGGUUCCACGCCGGAGCUUUCCAUCCCUCACAAAUCUCCCCUUGCCCUUGUUCCAGCGGCUGCAGGGAGCAUCGGUGGAAACUUUCACAAUGGAAAAAAUCCCCGGGUUUGGCAGGAGCAGCUGAUGUGGUUUGCUGGAGGGUUGAUUUCGUGAAUUUUUCGGAGCCAGAACCGGGCUGGAUCCUGCCAGAUGCCUCGGACCAAACUCAGGGCUGAAGGGCUGGAAUUUAUCUCCAGGUGGCUGCUGCGUGGAGCUUGCUUCCCAGCCUCGUUUUUGGGGCCGUGCUGCUCGGCUUACCCUGGUCAGACGCCUUCAGGAGCAAAGCAGGGAGGAGAUUUCCCGAAAAAAACAAUUAAAAAUCGCGGUGCUUACUGCAACCAGAGGUCAGUGUCUCUGCCACGCCGAAGAAAUGAGCGCUGGUGGUGAAGAAUGAAAGUGCAGAGGGCUGCGGGCUGCCCUUAGGGCUGUAAGGAUCCCAAACCCAGCUGGAUUUCCUCCCCCAGAGCCAGACAGUGGGUUUUGAGAAUCCCAGCUGCUUUUCCUUUUUUUUUUGGCACAGGGGAAGGGCUGGGUGACCCCAAGCCAGCCUGGUCCUGCUCUGUGUGGUUUCAGCUCUCACCCUUCCAGCUUCUCCCGUCUCUGCAGGGCACAGCCACUGGGUUUCUGCUCUGCUGAAGCCAUCCCAAGGCAGCAGGGCUUCAAAUCCUACAAAUUCUGCUGCCCUUGGGGUGAGCAGGGGCCAGGACAGCCCCAAGGGAGCUGCUCUGCCCCUUCUCCCCUUCACUACUUGCCUUUUAGCUGGGGUGUGGAUGCCUCCAGCAUCCCCAAAACAGCCCAAAUCCUUGGGAUAACCCUUUGGGAUUUUGCUCCGAGCUCUGCUGGGGGAAUGCUGGCCCCGUGGGAGGAUUUCCAGCCGGGUGUAGCUCCCCGGUGCCCUCUUGUCAUCGCUGUCUGUCCCCCCCCUGAAGGAAAACGUGUCCCUGUCCGUCGCUUCCCUGUCGCUAUCUCGUUUGGUGUCCAUCUCUCGCCUCCCAAUAAAGCAUUUGUGCAAAGCC